Tauraco erythrolophus (red-crested turaco) is the source of this 1223-nucleotide messenger RNA. Lineage: Eukaryota; Metazoa; Chordata; Aves; Musophagiformes; Musophagidae. The record is from RefSeq and is a predicted model, not a curated record.
GAGCUAUAUUAGCUUUUAUGUUGGGGUUGUUCCACAUCCCUCUGGAUGAUUGUGAAGAACUGUAUCGCAAGUUAGGAUCAGAUGUUUUUAAGCAGAAUGUCAUUGUUGGAACUGUCAAAAUGGGAUGGAGCCACGCCUUUUAUGACAGUGAUAUAUGGGAAAAAAUGCUCAAAGAAAAAAUGGGCUCAAAUCUCAUGAUUGAAACUGCAAGAAAUUCCAAAUGUCCAAAGGUAGCUGCAGUGAGCACCAUUGUAAACAGAGGAACACCACUGAAAGCAUUUGUUUUUAGAAACUACAAUCACUUCCCUGGUGUUAAGUCUCAUUAUAUUGGAGGCUGUCAGUAUAAACUGUGGCAGGCCAUUAGAGCAUCGUCUGCUGCACCAGGUUACUUUCAGGAAUAUGUCUUGGGCAACGAUCUUCAUCAGGAUGGAGGUCUGCUUCUAAAUAAUCCUUCUGCUCUGGCAGUUCAUGAGUGCAAGUGUCUUUGGCCAAACGUUCCAUUGCAGUGUCUCAUAUCGCUGGGCACUGGUCGAUACGAAAGUGAGGGGAAGACGAACCUCACGUACACCAGUUUGAAAGCCAAACUCACGAAUGUUAUCAGCAGUGCAACUGACACAGAAGAAGUUCACACCAUGCUGGAUGCACUGUUACCUCCGGAUACUUAUUUCAGAUUUAACCCUCUUAUGAAUGAAGACAUACCUCUGGAUGAAAGCCGUAAAGAGAAACUCAAUCAGCUGCAGACAGAUGGGAUUCGGUAUUUAGAACGAAACGAAGAAAAACUGAGAAAAGCCGCAAAAAUAUUAACACAAGAAAAAACAACUUUGCAGAGACUUCAGGACUGGAUAAGAUUAAAGGCUGACAUGUAUGAAGGCCUUCCAUUUUUUUCUAAGUUGUGAAUAUGUAAUGCAUGAAAGAUCAUAAAUGUAAAUCUUGUACCAGAAAAUCCAUUCAGUACUGUAAAGGAAGAGUGUUUAUGAGGGGUAAAAUGGCGUCUUUGGAAAGCUACCGGAAUUCUGGAGGAAGCAAUUCAGGAUGGCUGUUUUGUGCACACUUACGUGAUAAAAGGUUUUAUCGUGUUAAUUAUUUUUUGAACCUCACAGAUCUUACUGUUGCUCUACUUUGUUAAAGUUGGUAAAAUUGAAAAUUAUGAAAACAAUUGUGCUAUGCAUUUUUGGAUGUAUGUGCCAUAAUUAUGGUGACAGUAAAACUUUAUUUAUCAACUA